Messenger RNA from Zingiber officinale, 966 nucleotides. Its product is annotated as ras-related protein RABD2a. Gene Ontology annotation, molecular function: GTP binding; GTPase activity. The coding region runs from base 200 to 811 and encodes 203 amino acids. Lineage: Eukaryota; Viridiplantae; Streptophyta; Magnoliopsida; Zingiberales; Zingiberaceae. The transcript is spliced from 8 exons. The record is from RefSeq and is a predicted model, not a curated record.
UUUAUCGACCUCACGCCCUCCUCGCCUCACGGAAAUCUCUCCUCUUCGUCCUCCUCUCUCAUGCUCUCUCUCGUUGCUAUUUUUGGGUUCGGUGAAAACUUAGGCGAGGAGCAAGCGAUACAUCGUCUUCGGUUACAUAUUCUCUAAGAGGAUCUCGAGUAAGGCCCCAGCUGCAGGUGUAGCGCCUUCAAUCUCCGCCAUGAAUCCGGAGUAUGACUAUCUGUUCAAACUUUUGCUUAUUGGAGAUUCAGGUGUUGGAAAAUCAUGUUUACUUCUAAGAUUUGCAGAUGACUCCUACUUGGAAAGUUACAUCAGCACUAUUGGAGUUGACUUUAAAAUACGCACAGUUGAGCAGGAUGGAAAGACCAUUAAACUUCAAAUUUGGGAUACUGCUGGGCAAGAGCGCUUCAGAACCAUCACAAGCAGCUAUUAUCGAGGUGCUCAUGGCAUCAUUGUGGUGUAUGAUGUGACAGACCAGGAGAGCUUUAAUAAUGUGAAGACUUGGCUAAAUGAGAUUGACCGAUACGCAAGCGAUAAUGUGAACAAGCUUCUGGUGGGCAACAAGAAUGAUCUUACUGCAAAAAGAGCUGUAUCAUAUGAGACAGCCAAGGCAUUUGCUGAUGAGAUUGGUAUUCCUUUCAUGGAGACUAGUGCGAAAGAUGCUACCAAUGUUGAGCAGGCGUUCAUGGCCAUGACUGCUGCCAUCAAGAAUAGGAUGGCCAACCAACCAGCCAGCAACAAUGCAAGGCCGCCAACAGUACAAAUCCGUGGACAACCUGUAACCCAGAAGAGCACCUGCUGCUCUUCCUGAGAAUUUUACGAUUCUUGUAAAAACUACCUGUUACUCUGAUACAAUGCCCUGCCCUGUGUUACGUUCAUUGCAAGUUUGACGCAUUGAUUCAUACCUUACUAGUCAUUUAGUUGUACAAAUUGAAUAUUUCUAUUAUAAUGUCUGAUAUUCCCGUA